AUGAACGACACGAUGGACGUUUUAGAUGAGAAACAAAACGGCGCUCCUCCCAUGGAAAUAGACGAAGUCGUAUCAGUGCGCGAUCAUGAUGCCUUCGCCGCCAAACAUAUGCCAGACCUCGGGCACGAAGUGAAAGAUUUCAAAGUGUUCACUUGGAAAUUGAAUAAUUGGAAGAAGCUUGACAAGAAAUUGACAAGUUCAGAAUUCGAAUGUGGUGGUCAUAAAUGGCGGAUUCUGCUCUUUCCCUUUGGAAAUUCAAACGCACCACCGAACGAUACGGUCUCGGUAUAUCUCGAUUAUGCGGAGCCCAAAAAAGCUCCAGAAGGAUGGCACGCGUGUGCCCAGUUUGCCCUUGUCAUCUCCAAUCCCAACGAUCCAACCAUAUACACCGUUAGCCACGCUAAUCAUCGUUUCAUUGCCGAAGAAUGUGAUUGGGGUUUCACACGCUUCAGCGAGUUGCGCAAGCUAUUUAGCAUACAAGAAGGCCACAUGCGCCCUACAAUCGAAGACGAAUCCGCAGAAAUCACGGUAUACGUUAGAGUUCUAGAGGAUCCCACGGGUGUACUGUGGCAUAAUUUUGUAAAUUAUGACUCCAAGAAAGAGACUGGUUUUGUGGGGCUGAAGAACCAAGGAGCGACGUGUUACAUGAACUCCCUUCUCCAAUCCCUAUUCUGCACAAACUAUUUCCGUAAAGCCGUCUAUCAAAUUCCGACCGAGGAUGACUUGCCAACAGAAAGUUUCGCACUUGCUUUGCAACGUGUUUUCUACCACUUGCAAACAUCAGAUCAACCUGUUGGAACAACCGAGCUCACCAAGUCUUUUGGUUGGAAAUCUCUUGAUUCGUUCCUACAGCAUGAUGUGCAAGAGUUUAACCGUGUUCUCCAAGAUAAGCUGGAGUCCAAAAUGAAGGGCACACAAGCUGAAGGCGCCAUUUCGAAGCUUUUCGUUGGAAAGAUGAAAAGCUAUAUCAAAUGUGUCAACGUUGAGUAUGAGUCAUCCCGCAUAGAGGAAUUCAACGACAUCCAACUCAACGUAAAGGGAAUGAAAAAUCUGUAUGAAUCCUUCCAAGAUUAUGUCGCUGUAGAGAUGUUGGAUGGUGAAAACAAAUACCAAGCGGAAGGCUUAGGACUUCAGGAUGCCAAAAAGGGAAUCAUUUUUGAAUCUUUCCCUCCAGUCUUGCAUCUGCAGCUCAAACGAUUUGAAUACGAUAUCCAACGUGAUGCUAUGGUGAAGAUUAACGAUCGACAUGAAUUUCCCUUCGAAAUCGAUCUUAGCGAAUUCCUUGACGCCAGCGCCGACAAAUCUCAGCCAUGGGUCUACAAGCUCCAUGGUGUUCUGGUACAUUCGGGCGACUUGCACGGUGGACAUUACUUUGCACUCAUCAAACCAGACCGCGACACUCGGUGGCUCAAGUUUGAUGAUGACAGAGUUACGCCUGUCACGGACAAGGAAGUUUUAGAAGAGAACUAUGGCGGAGAAGCGCUCAACGGACAGCCUCCUGCCAUUCAACGCAAUCAAGUAAGGGCAAUGAAACGCUAUACAAACGCAUACAUGCUGGUGUACAUUCGAGAAUCUGCUAUGCCUGAAAUUCUUGCUCCUUUCACAGCUGAGGAUACCCCUGCACACCUCAAACGACGUCUCGACGAGGAACGUCUGCAGGUUGAAGCCAAAAAGAGGGAGCGUGAAGAGCAACAUUUGUUCCUGACUGCUAAAGUUAUCACUGAUGAAACAUUCUCUCAACACGAAGGCUUUGAUUUGGCGACAUUUGAUGAGAAAAACUGGCCACCUUCAGACUUGCCUAGCUUCCGUGUUCUCAAGCAGGAGAAUUACAGCACCUUCAAGAGUCGCGUCGCCCAUCAUUUUAACUAUCCAGAGAAUCAGAUUCGUCUAUGGGUGUUAGUCAACCGCCAAAACAAAACUGUUCGACCCGAUACCCAUAUUCCCGAAAAUGAGCCAACACUGACUGUUGAAGUCAUUCGAAAUAACAUGGCUGCCAGACAGAACGACCUUCGACUUUACCUUGAUGUCAUCCCUGACCCUACCAAGCCCGACCCUCCACCCCAGUCGAUCAUGAUUUUCCUCAAGCACUUCGAUACUUCGAAGCAGACUUUAUACGGUGUUGGCAAAACGUAUAUGCUUAGAACAAGCAAAGUUGGAGACCUUGUUCCAAUUAUCAAUGAACGAAUGAUGUGGACACCCGGGACUCCUUUGAAAUUAUACGAGGAAAUUAAACCAGGAAUGAUUGAGUUAAUGAAACCUAAACUUUCCUUUGGCCAAAGUGAGAUUCAAGAUGGUGAUGUUAUUUGCUUCCAGGUGGACCUACCGGAGAAAGAGAUUCAUGAUCUCGAAAGUCAGGGGCUGCAUUCUAACCCUGUUCAAUACUAUGAUUUCCUCCAGAACCGCGUCAUGAUUCUCUUCAAACCCAAAUUUGAGGAGGGGGAUGCUGAAUCGGAGUUCAGCCUUGUCCUCAGCAAAAAACAAAAUUAUGACAUAAUGUCCAUUAAAGCCGGGGAAUAUCUUCGUCAUGAUCCUAUUAAACUUCGCUUCACGACAACAAACCCCACGUCAGGACAGCCCAAGACGGUCCUCAAGCGUUCUCUCAAUCAAAGCAUUUCCGAAAUUAUGGCCCCAAGCUAUUCCAAUACCGCAACGACUGUUAUUUUGUACGAGAAGCUGGACGUGAGCAUUGUGGAAUUGGAAACCAAGCGCAGCUUGAAGGUUACAUGGACCGGCAUCCAUAACAAAGAAGAAGGAACCCAUCCUUUCCUACUACCAAAGACUAGCAUGGUGCACGAUUUGGCCGAUCAUCUUGCUAAACUUGUGACUUUGUCCCCCGGUGGGACAGGCAAGAUUCGUAUCUUCGAGAUUUCGAAGGAUGGGAAAACUCAGAAGGAAUUCACUGGUUCAGAGAUGAUUGGAAAUAUUCCCGAGCCUGUGGAACUUUAUGCUGAGGAAAUUCCCCGAGAAGAGCUUGAGGCUGACGACUCCGACAAGGUCAUCGGGGUCUUCCAUUUCUCGAAAGAGCUUCAAAGGACACAUGGUGUUCCUUUCAAGUUUGUUGUCAAACGUGGAGAGAAAUUUGCUGAUACCAAGAAACGAUUGCAAGCCCGAAUAGGCGUCUCCGAUAAGGAUCUUGCGAAAUAUCGCUUUGCGCUUAUCCAGGUCUCUACGUUCAAACAGCCCUCUUAUAUUGAAGAUGAGGAUACCAUUUACGAACACCAAUUUGCGCCAGAGGAUGUUCUUGGCUUGGAUCAUGUUGACAAAUCAGGGAAGCCUAGAUCUGGAGGUGGAGAGAAAGCACUCACAAUUCGAUGA
This is a messenger RNA of Psilocybe cubensis, 3315 nucleotides long. RefSeq lists its product as uncharacterized. The record is from RefSeq and is a predicted model, not a curated record. Gene Ontology annotation, molecular function: cysteine-type endopeptidase activity; protein binding; cysteine-type deubiquitinase activity. The transcript has 20 exons. Gene Ontology annotation, biological process: regulation of protein stability; protein deubiquitination. The coding region runs from base 1 to 3315 and encodes 1104 amino acids. Lineage: Eukaryota; Fungi; Basidiomycota; Agaricomycetes; Agaricales; Agrocybaceae. Gene Ontology annotation, cellular component: cytosol; nucleus.